Molecule: messenger RNA, 1164 nt
Organism: Kockovaella imperatae
Lineage: Eukaryota; Fungi; Basidiomycota; Tremellomycetes; Tremellales; Cuniculitremaceae
Exons: 6
Coding region: 1-1164 (387 amino acids)
Source: RefSeq, a predicted model, not a curated record
AUGACCAUAAAGGCUGACUCUUCACAGCCAUUGGACCUCGACGUCUCAGACGAGGCAUGCCUCACUCACCAGUCGCUGCCUCCAGGCAGACGGACGAUACUACCUCAGCCAGAAACGCCAAGAUACCUCCCCACUUGGGCUACCCGCAGGCAAAACGCCAGCCUGCUCAUUCCGGCAAAGGCAAGAAAUCCGUCGCUCCUGGCGUUUGCAGACACUGCGGUGCAACGCAAGACGAGACAGCGCAGUGGCGCAAAGAUCCUCGAGAUGAGGCCAAGCAUUUUCGGAGGAGGAACGAAGACUGUGCAACCGAUGCGGAUUGCUGCGAAAGAUGCUGGGACCCUGCCCGACCUCGACGCCAUCCGUGCACGCGAGACCAAGAGGCAGCAACGGGAGCAGCAGAAGCAGGGGAGCCGGAUCACGAUCCGGACGGCUUCCCUUUCGAAGCACUAUUUCCGUUCUGGGCAGAAGUCCAAGCCGUCGGCGAAAAUCAGGCUCAAAUGCAAGAGCGUUGACGAUGGGGGGAAGGCCCUAAAGAAGAACGAUGCCGUGAGAUCGCCGGCAUGGGACGAAGAUGAGAUGGAGGUGGCGAGUAUCAUCGUCGACCUGAGCAGACCGAAACCAAGCAAGCCUAAAUGGAACCUGCUCGAUACGAGGCCAUCGUUCCUCUAUAAUCGACCGCCGCCGAAGCCCAUGUCGAUCAUCGAAGUGCCGUCGCACUUCUUCUCCAGGCCGCGAGCAAGGUCCAAUAGCAGCGUGUCCAAUCCACCGUCGCAGGCUUUCAAUUGUAAAGCCAAGAAACCCUCAAGAUUGUCGAGCGGAUCGUCGACCAGUAGUACGACUCCUAGCCGUCGACGACCGCAGCACAAAUUGGAUCCGAUCAAGACGUCACGAUCCACGCAAGACAAGGUGGAUGUCGACGCGCGGUUGACGACGGCCUCGACGGUGCUUCAGACGCCCCAACUGUCAUUCGAGCCGCUUGCCGUUGUUCAGAUCGCUGGACAGGGCAAUCUGAUGGUAGACUACCCCUUGGUCACUGAUCAGGACGCUGUAAACCCUACCAGUGAGGCUGUCUUCUUCACGAGUCCGAAGGAUAUGGAUGAUGAGAUGGGUGAGCCGAGACCGCUGCAUCAUACCGCCUGCUUAAUAUGUCGACCUUUUGAUUAG